This is a messenger RNA of Thalassophryne amazonica, 2812 nucleotides long. It is a transcript of the gene ntrk3b, whose product is annotated as neurotrophic tyrosine kinase, receptor, type 3b. Lineage: Eukaryota; Metazoa; Chordata; Actinopteri; Batrachoidiformes; Batrachoididae. The record is from RefSeq and is a predicted model, not a curated record. The transcript is spliced from 16 exons. Gene Ontology annotation, biological process: protein phosphorylation; multicellular organism development; cellular response to nerve growth factor stimulus. The coding region runs from base 99 to 2543 and encodes 814 amino acids. Gene Ontology annotation, cellular component: plasma membrane; signaling receptor complex; axon. Gene Ontology annotation, molecular function: neurotrophin receptor activity; transmembrane receptor protein tyrosine kinase activity; ATP binding.
UCCAUCCACAGCAGCGCCGCGCGCACACGAUCCUCAGCACCACCAUCCUCCGCCCGUUUCCAGCCCAGAGGACACCGGGACCUCUGCUUCUCCCAAACAUGGAUCUAUGGUUUCGUUCGAUCCGGAUUUGCUGGUGGAGGGUUUUGUUUCUGAUGACCGUUAUCCAGAACUGUCUGAGCUCCAUGCUGGACUGCCCGCCGACCUGCAGCUGCUCUCCGACCGAGAUCUAUUGCAAUAAGUCCGACAACGGCAGAUUUUUUCCUUUACUCGCCCUGCAAGACACUGGGAGCAAUGGGACCAGUGUAGACAUAGCAGAGUUAUUCAAAAACAUCACCUCCAUACACAUAGAGAACUGGACGGGAUUGCAGACUCUGAGGGAUGUGGAUAUGGAGCUGUACACUGGACUACAGAGACUAACUAUUAUGAACUGCAACCUGAGGUCAAUCCAAGCUCGGGCUUUUGCUCAGAACCCCCACCUCCGCUACAUAAACCUGUCAAAGAAUCCUCUCACCACGCUGUCGUGGCAGCUCUUCCAGAACCUUCAACUCUCUGAGCUGCGUCUGGACGGCGUGGUGUUUGACUGUGGUUGUGAUGCCCGUUGGAUCCAGCUGUGGCAGCAGAGAGGAGAAGCUGGACUUCACACCCAGCAGCUCUACUGUAGGAAUGGAGCCUCCAAGAUCAGGCUGCACAGCAUGCCCAUUGACAACUGCGACUUGCCAGAGAUCAGUGUGAGCCACAGCAGUGUGCUGGUCACCGAGGGCGACAACGUCACUGUCACCUGCAAUGGAUCUGGAUCACCACUUCCGGAAGUAGACUGGACCGUCAGCGGCCUACAUUCCAUCAACACACACCUGUCUAAUGUCUACUGGCCGAACAUCCACUCCAUCAAUCUGACCCUCUUCAACAUCAGCAGAGAUGACAAUAACUUCCUGCUUACCUGCAUUGCUGAGAAUGUGGUGGGGAUGAGCAACUCCUCCAUCCAACUCAAUGUUCAGUUUCCUCCAGUCAUCUUGAGAUUAGCCGAACCAGAGCAACGCCACGACACUUGCAUCGAGUUCACAGUUCGGGGCUACCCACACCCCAAACUCCACUGGUUCCAUAAGAAAAAGGAGAUUCUUCAGAAUGAGUACAUCCGAACUGAGAUGGACUUCUACCAGGACUAUCUGGAAGGGUGCCUGACCUUCCAGAAUCCUACACAUAUUAACAAUGGGAAUUACACAUUGGAGGCAAGCAAUCCUCUGGGAAGAGUCACCAAGACUGUGUACGGUCACUUUCUCAUGGCGCCAGGUAUUGAUGAUGAAGUUCCAUCUAUGCCAUCAGACAGUGACUCAGGGCGACCAGAUGAAGACACUUUUGGGGUUUCCAUUGCUGUGGGCUUGGCGGGCUUUGCUUGCCUCCUCCUUCUCAUCCUUUUUGUUCUCAUCAACAAAUACGGCCGCCGCUCCAAAUUCGGUAUGAAAGGCCCAGUAGCUGUGAUCAGUGGAGAAGAAGACUCUGCCAGCCCUCUCCAUCAUGUCAACCAUGGGAUUAUUACCCCCUGCACUCUUGAUGCAGGUCCUGAUGCGGUUGUCAUUGGGAUGACUCGCAUUCCAGUGGUAGAGAAUCCUCAGUACUUUAGACAUGGACACAACUGCAACAAGCCAACGACCCUUGUCCAGCACAUAAAACGCAGAGAUAUCAUCCUGAAGAGGGAGCUGGGGGAAGGAGCCUUUGGUAAAGUCUUCCUGGCUGAAUGCUACAACUUGAGUCCCACAAAGGACAAGAUGCUGGUGGCUGUUAAGACACUGAAGGAUCCAAAUCUAUCUGCAAGAAAGGACUUCCAGAGAGAGGCGGAGCUUCUGACCAACCUGCAGCAUGACCACAUCGUUAAGUUCUAUGGCGUGUGUGUUGAUGGAGACCCGCUCAUCAUGGUGUUCGAGUACAUGAAGCAUGGAGACCUCAACAAGUUCCUCAGAGCCCAUGGACCAGAUGCAAUGAUCCUGGUAGAUGGCCAGCCCCUACAGUCUAACGGAGAGCUUGGCCUUUCACAGAUGUUGCACAUUGCUACACAGAUUGCUGCAGGCAUGGUCUACCUGUCCUCCCAGCACUUCGUUCAUCGAGAUCUGGCAACUCGCAACUGCCUGGUGGGCAAUGGCCUGCUGGUCAAGAUUGGAGACUUUGGAAUGUCCAGGGACAUCUACAGCAGUGACUACUACAGGGUUGGAGGACAUACCAUGCUGCCUAUUCGCUGGAUGCCACCAGAGAGCAUCAUGUACAGGAAGUUUUCCACAGAGAGUGACGUCUGGAGCUUUGGAGUCAUUUUGUGGGAGAUCUUUACCUACGGGAAGCAGCCUUGGUUCCAGCUGGGCAACAACGAGGUCAUUGAGUGUAUAACCCAGGGUCGGAUUUUGGAGAGACCACGGAUUUGUCCUAAGGAGGUUUAUGACAUCAUGCUAGGCUGCUGGCAGAGGGAACCACAGCAGCGACUGAAUAUUAAGGACAUUCAGAAGGUCCUUUUUGCCCUGGGGAAAGCCACACCGGUCUACCUGGACAUCCUGGGCUAGCAAUUGCCCAGACUGGACCACUCCCUGCCAGAGGGACAGCACGACACUCACCGUCGCAAAACCAGGAAUAGCCAAACAAACCUGCUUCACUGUCGAGAAAAACACAUUUGGGAAGGACUUAAGUGCCUGCAACACUUUUUGGAUAUAGUGGAUUAAAUGUUCCCAAAACCAUGCACUUUUACAUUUUGUUUACUUGCCUAUCAGAUGUACAGCUUUGAAAAUGAAUUUUUCCUCAAAAACUUCAAAAACACACAAACAUGGAGCUAAAA